UCGCAAGAUUUCUGUUACCCUAGAGCAUCUUAGAGACUACAAAGACCUUAUCACAACUGCAACAAGCGAUCUCGAGGUGCGAUUCAAAACUACUGACGGAAAGUUCCAAUCUUUAGUAGAGCGUACUACGUCAAGCUCUGCAAUAACAGAACUUCAAAGCUUAAAGGACAAGCGCUCAAGCACACAAAAAUGCCUCCAGAUUUGCGUUCAGUUCUCCAAGCUUAUCCGGCAGCUUCAGUCAUCAUCAGCGAAGGAUCUUCCCCAAGGCUUAGACAGCAUACCUAAGAAGACCACGAACAAUGGCGUACGAGAAUUGGAAACUGUUUCACAAUCUGGUAACAAAAAACCAUUUGGUAACUUGUCUCCUGAGAGUAAUUUAAACAGUGGUGAUAUUAGGUCGAUCAGAUCUGAGGAAGCUGAUAACCAGUCUUUCUACACUGGCUCCUAUUCACGGCGUGUCUAUGAUCAGGAUGAAAUGAAUCUCUCUUAUUUGGAGAACUGGUUGGUCAAGAGCAACAGCCCUCCACUUGCUCUUGAGGACGCUUCAGGACAGCUAGACAUCGAUAUGUACGAAAAGCCAAUCCCGAGCGAGAUGAAAACUGAUGGCGAUUCAAACUACAAAGAUGACAGUAGUGCAACACUUGACCGUGAGGUAGAAAGAGACGACAAAGAAGGAGAGAACUACUCGAGAAACAUAGAUGUGGCAAGAUUUCCAAGACUGUGCCUUGUUAUGCAAAGUCUUGUUGAAGACCAGCCUUUCCAAGAAACGAUAAUCCUGCUAGAGGAUCUGACCGGGCUGGAAUGGGAUUGGUGGCCGUUUCCACCUCCGAUGAGUCCACUCAUCGAUGGCGAUACACGAGUAUUUUGGCGAUGCGUAAAAAUUUCUUAUCCACAAGUGUUCGUUGCAUUGACUACGAAAGCUUUGUGGAACAUUUUGCUGGCGAACAUUGAAACCUGCACAAAAACCGAUCUAGUCUCGUUAUCUGCCGAUAGCACAGUUUCUUUCCAAACAUCCAGUGGAACUCCCCCAGUAUCUGACCAUACAGCCUCUAAGUCAAGUAGCUAUCAGCAAAAGAAGCCAUUUUGGCUCAUCUUCAAGAUUGAAGGGUCAAAGAACUUUGCCGAUUGGGAUCAAUUUGGGGACGAAAAACUCACCAUCGACCGUCUAUUUCAACAAACGCUGAGACAACGGCAAAAUGGGUUGAGAGAACAGUUCCGAUUGUGGGUUUCGUAUGGGCAACUUGGCUAUUGGGAGUUCGUCAAGUGCCGUCAGCUUCAGAAGACACGGCGGGGCCGACUCGUUGACCGAGGGGUCGACCUUCCUGAGACACUGGAUUAA
Molecule: messenger RNA, 1339 nt
Organism: Bipolaris zeicola 26-R-13
Lineage: Eukaryota; Fungi; Ascomycota; Dothideomycetes; Pleosporales; Pleosporaceae
Exons: 5
Source: RefSeq, a predicted model, not a curated record